AAUCCUGGCUUCUUGUCCUGGCUCUUCUUCCUGUGGGUCGGCAGGCUCGUGAGCACGUCGGGCCAGGGGCCGGUGGAGGACGAGCAUCUUGUUGAGGUGCCGGGGGCCAGCAGGGUCGCGCCGCUCCUGGCGCGCUUCGACGCGGUCUGGCGCCCCGAGGGCCGCGACGAGAAGGAGACCUCCUCCCUCCUCUUCGUCACCCGUCAACUGUUCCUGCCUGCGUGGGGCUGGUCCGGCUUCCUCAUGUUCAUGCAGCAGCUCAUUUCGGUGAUCAUCCCGUUCUUGACGGAGGAGAGUUCGUCAUAUGGUUCGCGGACGACUCCGCGGAGCAGUAUGUCGGGUGGCUGCUCAUCGGUGGGUGCCUCGCCUCCAUACUCCUGGGGAACAUGA
Molecule: messenger RNA, 390 nt
Organism: Prorocentrum cordatum
Lineage: Eukaryota; Dinophyceae; Prorocentrales; Prorocentraceae
Source: the annotation of a GenBank genome assembly